AUGGUGAAAAAUUUCUUUAAAUUGGAAUCUGUAAAUCCACAUUUAAUGUCAGAAGACGAUGCAAAAGCCGUGAGUAUCAUGAAUAACACAUGUCAAAAGCGGCUUAUGUGCUUAAAAAAGAAGUUUGUUAAGGAGCCUGCGUUAAAGUCUAUCAUUCAGGGUCAGAUCGACAACUUACUUGCCAAAGGCUCCACCAAGAAACUUACAGCAGAAGAGAUUGCGGUUCCUAGAGAAAAGAUUUGGUAUAUACCAAUAUUUAUUUUAACCAACCCUAACAAGCCGGCCAAAAUUCGUAUGGUGUGGGACGCAGUUGCGAAGGUCAAGGGUCUUUCACUUAACGAUUUUCUGUUACGCGGGCCAGACUUUCUCAAUCCCCUGGUUGAAAUUUUGUUAUCGUUCAGAGUGGGCAGGGUUGCGAUAUGUGGGGACAUUUCGGAGAUGUUUAACCGAAUAAACAUCCGCGAGGGUGAUAUGCAUUCCCAACGAUUUCUCUGGUAUGACGAAGGCGAUAAGCAAGAUAGUCCAAGCGUUUAUGUUAUGCGAGCAAUGACGUUUGGACUUAAUUGUGCUCCCUGCAUCGCACAUUACAUCCGCGAUAAGGACGCGGAUAAAUUUAAAGAAGAGUAUCCUCGUGCUGUAGACGCAGUGAAGAACAGCCACUACGUAGAUGAUUACAUCGCCAGUGAAGAUGAUGAACAAUCUGCGCUACAGUUGGCACAUCAAGCGCAGAAGAUCCACAGCAGUGCCGGAUUCAACAUAAGAGGCUGGUCGUCCAAUUCAAUGAACGUCUUAGAACAACUCGAACGAAGCAGCAGCGUUAUCCAAACUGGCAAAGAAUGGGGAUCCACUACGAAAGUUCUCGGAAUGUUCUGGGAUCCCAUCGGGGAUAGCUUCAAGUAUAUUUGUAGAUUUUCAAGAUUGCGUUGCGACGAUAUCAAUGAACCACUCGUACCAACAAAGAGAGAAGUGCUUCAAGUCCUGAUGUCCAUCUUCGAUCCAUUGGGGUUUGUAAGUUGCUAUACCAUAGGACUAAAAAUUCUAUUGCAGGAUGUAUGGCGCUCAGGCAUCACUUGGGAUCAGCGGCUGAAUGACGACCUCCAUAAUAAAUGGUGUCAAUGGAAGAAUGUAAUGCGAUUAAUAACAGCGGUCGAAAUACCUCGACGCUAUUCCGUAUUGUUGAAAGGUGCGGAUGACGUUCAGCUUCACAC
Rhagoletis pomonella (apple maggot) is the source of this 1208-nucleotide messenger RNA. RefSeq lists its product as uncharacterized. NCBI's taxonomy places the organism in Eukaryota, Metazoa, Arthropoda, Insecta, Diptera, Tephritidae. The record is from RefSeq and is a predicted model, not a curated record. The transcript has 2 exons. The annotation marks the transcript as partial.